AUGCAGAUCUUUGUGAAAACUCUUACGGGUAAAACCAUUACCCUCGAGGUUGAACCUAGUGAUUCCAUCGAAAAUGUAAAAACUAAAAUUCAGGAUAAGGAAGGUAAACUAUUGUCUUGUUUUAACUUAAAAGUGCAGAAAAAAGCAUUUGUUCGUUGUUUUCCCUUAUACUGAUAGGGAUUUAAUUUCUUGUAUAAGUUAAGUUAUUUGAUGACUUUCUCAAAACGUGGAAAUUUCUGUUCCUGAUGGUGUUGAGUUGCUGGGAUUUAAUAUAGCCACAUCAGAUUGGUGUUACAAAUCAAAGCAUUGCUUUGCCGUGGUGCCAUUAAUUGUUAUUAACAAGGUAAGUUAAGGUGGCUUUAAUAUAAAAUUGUAAAUGUGGAAAUCCCAAAGUCUAGUUCAAUAUGUCAUGUCACACAGCUUGGGUUUGUUGAUGACUGAGAUCCUCAAAUAAGACACUGUUAGUACCUCUGCUUCAUUGUCUUAAAUGAUGUAAUAAUGAUGAAACCAUUGGCUUUUCAGGAAUUCCCCCAGAUCAACAGCGUCUUAUAUUUGCUGGUAAGCAGCUGGAAGAUGGAAGAACACUUUCUGAUUACAACAUCCAGAAGGGUAUGUCUGCCUAUUCAGUUAACCGUCAUUUCGCCUUUGAGUCAUUUUGUUAAGUCCAGUCACUAAGGCCUUAUGUCGUUCUGCUUAAGAAGUGAAACAAGCACUGUGCAUGUGUCCACCUUUUCAUCUCAGCCCUGAUACAAAAAAUGGUGAUAUGCAUGAAUAUACACUAGAUCUUUCAGCCACUGAUCAGGCUAAGCAUUUAGGGAAUUGACCUAACAGCAACAGACAUAGGUGAACAGGAUCGAUGUUGGUGAAAUGACUGUUAACCUCCUAUUCAUAUCUGUUAGCCUACGUUCGUUUACCAGUCACUUCUUUCUGAAAAAACACCUCUGUAAGGUCAUACCACCCUUUGAGUAGUGUUGGGAAUCAGCUGAGAUUUCAUUAUCAAUUAUCAGCAACAAUCAGGUUGAGCUAACUGAUUGCUUAUCAAUUAUAAUUGGAAAAUUCCUCCAUAAGAAUUCCAUUUAUUUUCCAGCAGUGUGGCAGUGAAAGUUAUGCAGGCUUUUGAUUUUUUUUUACUCUGUACCACUUUUACUAAUUACAGUCAUUUUGUGCCCUGUAUUUGAACACAUCAAAAAUAUACAAAAGGGUCAUUAGAUUACAGCGGCAUAAUUAUUCCAUGAUAACUAGUAAUAAUCCAAGGUUACGGAAUGCGGGCAACAACGAUCGAAGGUCAAAACGCUUUUGCUCCAACGCUGUGCUUUGCUUAGGUUUCACGUGACAGAUGGUCAAACAUGCGUGGUCAGAUGACAUGAGAUAGAAGAUCCAAAUGCGCGUGAUCAAAUUGCGUUCUGUGCAUUCCAUUCAUUCUUAGUGGAAGUCCAAACAAAAGCUGGCUACAUACAUGCGACCCAUGCGUAAUAACAACCUGGAGAUUAGGAUCCCGCAAUUAAUUUAACAUCAUCCAUAUUCAAUUUGUGUAUCACAUUUCUUAAUGUUUUCAGUCAGUGUUCAAUAAUAGAACAUUAUUAGAAUAAUAUUACUGAUGGGCACAGCAACAAUGAAGAAUGUCUUAUGAUGGUGUUAAAGUAUUGGUACUUUUCUGUCAACAGAGUCAACUCUUCACCUUGUGUUGAGGCUUCGUGGUGGAGUUAUUGAGCCCAGUUUGCGUAUUUUGGCUCAAAAGUACAACUGUGACAAGAUGAUCUGCCGAAAGUAGGUGUUUGAUUUUAGUGAUACUUAGAAAGUUGUAAAACCGUGAACACGAGAAGUACAUCUGGAAUGUUGUAUUUCAAAGAGUCUCAAUCAGUAAUAAUAAAACUAGCCUGUAAGGGGCAAGAGUAAUCACUCCGAAGUUGUUGCUCGCUUGUGCAGUUCUGUGGUGGUCAUCUACAUGGGCCGUCCCACAUUCAUGAAAUUUUUCAAGUGUUCACUCAGUUUUCCGAGUUUGACAGUGAACUGGCUCUUUUGUUGUUUUUCACAUAAAUGGCAAAAACUUACUUAACAAUAGAAUAUUAGCCACUUCACUGAAAACUUUUGUUACACUUUUACCAGGUGUUAUGCCCGUCUUCACCCUCGUGCGGUCAACUGUCGCAAGAAGAAGUGUGGACACAGCAAUAACUUGAGGCCCAAGAAGAAGCUUAAAGGCUAA
Messenger RNA from Porites lobata, 2203 nucleotides. The record is from the annotation of a GenBank genome assembly. NCBI's taxonomy places the organism in Eukaryota, Metazoa, Cnidaria, Anthozoa, Scleractinia, Poritidae.